GACAUCAUCACGUCUAAAAGCUCACAAGGACAUUCCAUGUCAGAGCAUGGUCAGCCAUAAACUAGACAAGAUCCAGGCAUUUGUCAAGGUAACAGGCUUUCCAAACCUGCUUUACGUUUCAUUAGUGUAGCAUAAAGGUUUCCGUAAGGUGGUUAUAGUUUCACAAUGUUGUCAAAUAGUUGGAGUGCUUUUGAAGACACAAGUUCCUGGCUACUUCCUUAUUUGAACUGACUGCCGUUGUAAGAAGAAUGGACUGUGCACCUCCCUGUUCAAAGGCUACGUACAGGACAUGUAGCAAAAAGUUGUAGCAGAAGCCAUAAAGAUGAGUCAGCGGGGGAGUGGAGCUCCAGGAACAGGAGUGAAAGAGGUGAUAGACUUACUAGACAAAACACCUCUAGAGCGACUACGCAGCCUAACACGUCAACUGGGCUCAUCCACAGAAGAAGAUAUUGUGCAUGCUCUGUGUCUGUUCAUUCUGCAAAGACAGAGGCAGGGUCUGGAUAAGCUUCAAACACAUGAUGAUAAUAUCCUGGCUAAACGUCUGUCUGAGAAAUGGCAACAAAGUGCAAGAAACUUUGAAUCCUUUAAAGCCCUUUGUGAUCCUUUUCAAGAAUCUGAAUCUUUGGCAACACUGGCACGAAUUUUCAAAAUCUUAACUCAGCAUGGAUUGUGUGAUAGGGAUGUCCUGAUUAUGGCUUACACAAGAGCACUUCCACGUGAAUCGAGUGACUCAGAUGUUUUAGAAUACGACCUGUUCCUGGAAGAAGCUAAACAAGUUUGCGGACCUGAGUUUGUAGAUUUUUUAAGCUCAUUUAACAAUCUAAAUUUAUCACCCGGUGUCCGUAGCAACUCAUAUAUGGGGAACAACUCUGCAACAACAGGUUCAGCUCAGGAAAAUGCAAAAAGCAAUGUGCCAACUUCACUCCAUUCUUCAUAUCCUUCUUAUCCAUCUCAUCUAGAGAUUAGUGAGGCCCCCACAGUUAGCGCCAGCGGUGCUAAGCCUAUAACACCAACCAGGUUAGAUCCUGCUCCUGGAAAACCUAUGCAGCCUGGACAAUCUCAAAGUCAUAUCGUUGUGAACCCUAGUUGUCAGGUCUUUGGGAACAAUCUGAAGUUCAUGAGCCCACAACCACCAGCUGAUCCAAACAGUAUUCCAGAGAAGUUAUUUCCACCACCACCAGCAGCAGCAAAAGCAAAAGAGGAGACAGAACAAGAAGAAGAAGAAGUCAGGUUUUAUCCUUUUGUCAUUCUGCAUGCACAACAAGAUAUUGAAUUGGCAGAGGCAAUGAAAGAAAGGCUGCAGGGUAUUAUUCAAAGUGAAGGGGCAACUUUUUCUGAGGAUUUUGAGGUGCCUGGAAAAUCCACUCUGAAAUGUGUGGAGGAUGCCAUUGAAAACUCUGCCUUUACCCUCCUGCUCCUCACCACCAACUUCAACAGCUUUCUGGAGAUGAAAACCAACUCAGCACUGGUUAACUCCCUCCAGAAUCCACCAAAACACAACACCGUGAUACCACUCCUGCCGCAAAGCAACGGCAUGCCCAGAGACGAAUUGCCCUUGGUCCUGAAAACCUUAGUGCCACUGGAUGAAAACAAGAACUUUGCCAGGAAAAUACAAAAAGCAAUGAGUCCUGCAAGGAUAAAACAACAAAAAGAGGAGUGGACGAAAAAGCAAGAGAUGAAAAGCCGCAAGAAAAAACAGGAGAAGUUAAAAUGCUCCAACCAGCAGCAACAAAAGGAGAAUGAGGAGCUAAGGAACAUGCACGGUCUAGAGCAACAGAGCCGAAUGCUUUUGAAUGAGAGGUACGACCUUCUCCAAGGAGAGAGGUUAGGGCCUGAUGGGAGACAGUGGCAACAGCACCCAAACAUCAGCAUUGCCAAUGCACAGUAUAUCAUUAUUGGGGACAACUCUCAAAUGACAGUGGACCUGAGCAGAGGAGACGAGGAAUGAACUGCAAAUCCACAGAAUGAGAGAUACAGUCCUACAUCACUGAGUUACAAUACGCUUGAGAAGUGUGUUUAUUUCUCUAGUUGAUUUCAAUGAGACACAGCAAAAAUAUUUCAAACCAAAGGUGCACUAUGCAACUUUUCUGGUGGCUUGUGUAGUCUCCAUAUAGUAUAGUAUGGCAUUAAACUUAUUAAACUUCAUGGGGACAAGCAGGUGACACCAUCAGGACAAGAAACAGCUCAAUUGUGUAAAGAGGAAAGCCCACUCACUGUAAGAAACUGACUGUUUUUGAAGUUCUUUUCAUUAAGUUAGGAUAGGUAGGUUAAUGCCAUACUGUGAAACAUUCCAGAGAAAGCAACAACAUCACCAGUGAAGCAAACGUGUGUGAUAAUAGGCUAUAAUUAAAAGUAGCCUAUAAAGUCAAAUGGAAUAGGUUAUGCUGUGUCUAAACCAAAAAGCUGCUAUUACUAGAAUGGAGACACUUUUUAUUUGUAUUGCAAUUUACUGAAGUAGGGCUGUUUGUUUACAACACUACAUUUUUACUGUGAUUUUUUUGUUUGAAGAUCUCAUGUUAAAGUGCUGCCAUCUACUGUCAAGUAUGGAGCCAUUUUUACACUUGGAAUGCAACAGACUGUUUUUACCACUAGAGGAUGCUGUUGAUAUUUGCUUCUGAUCACUAAGUGGCUCGUAACAAAUUAAAUGAUUUAUUACCU
Molecule: messenger RNA, 2658 nt
Organism: Periophthalmus magnuspinnatus
Lineage: Eukaryota; Metazoa; Chordata; Actinopteri; Gobiiformes; Gobiidae
Product: TIR domain-containing adapter molecule 1-like
Exons: 2
Coding region: 323-1948 (541 amino acids)
Biological process (GO): positive regulation of cytokine production involved in inflammatory response; TRIF-dependent toll-like receptor signaling pathway; lipopolysaccharide-mediated signaling pathway
Molecular function (GO): protein kinase binding
Source: RefSeq, a predicted model, not a curated record